UACUGGAUUCGUUGAUAACUUGUAGUCAGCUAGUCUUUGACAUUAUGGCUGGAUGGGAUUUAAUUGAUCUUAAACUUGUUGAAUUUACGUAUUUUAUAACAUUAUGUGUUGUAAUCUAUUCUGUGGUUAGUUCAUCGAUUUGUGCAUACUUGUUAUCAGUGUUUACACUUUAUGUAUGUUUGAAAGUUAUUCGUAAAAAAUCUACAGAGACAAUAGAGAUUAAGCACCAAGGUGUUUUUAUCACUGGUUGUGAUACAGGGUUUGGACAUGAUCUGGCUAGAAGACUGGACAGUCUACAGUUUACAGUUUUUGCCGGGUGUCUUCAUCCAGAAGGUGACGGAGCUAAGAAAUUAAAGGCAGCGUCAUCCAAACGCCUGCAUGUUGUUCCCCUAGAUCUUGGAUCAGAUGAAAGUGUACAAGAAGCACAUGGCUAUGUUUUAAAACAUCUACCAAGUAGUGGUUUGUGGGCGAUUGUAAGUAACGCCGGAUUUAACGUCAUGGGCGAUGUAGAAUUGUGUACCAUCAAUUUGUACAAGAAGGCCAUGAAUGUCAACUAUUUUGGUGCUAUACGUACAAUCAGAAAUUUCCUUUAUAUGGUCCGUAAAAAUAAAGGAAGGGUUGCAAUUGUAUCAAGCGUAAGGGGGCGGUUUUCAUUUCCGGCUGAUUCAGCAUAUCACGUGACAAAGCAUGGACUGGAAACAAUGGGAGAUAGUCUCAGGCUAGAGAUGCUUAAGUUUGGUGUUCAAGUGUCAAUAAUCGAACCCGGUUCUUAUGCUAACGUCACUUCAUCUCUAAAUGAACAUGUUUUUGACCGAUACAGAGAAGAGGCGGAUGAGAUGUGGAAAGCAGCGACGGAGGAUGUACGCAAGACAUAUGGUAGAAAAUACGUUGACGCGGAAAUUGCCAAACAGAAAAUUGGGGGACCUGGAAAUGCCUUAACCUCUAAACCAGUCAUAGACGCUUUAGAAGACGCUAUCGUUAGUGAACGCCCACAUACAAGAUAUCUUGUCGAUGGGGGAAUCUGGUUUGACCGUGAUACAACCCUGGCCCGGUACUACGACUAUCUUCCAACUUGGCUGACAGACUGGCUCAUUAUAAAAUGGUCUGGUUGUGAUAAGUUCCCGGACUACAAGAAGCUAAAGCUAGACUGAUACAUUCAGUGUAAUAUGAUGUUAUUAGAAUUCCAUCAAUUGUUAUUGUGAAUAUUAAUUAAAAAAGUAAAGAAAUUUGACAACAG
Molecule: messenger RNA, 1237 nt
Organism: Ruditapes philippinarum (Manila clam)
Lineage: Eukaryota; Metazoa; Mollusca; Bivalvia; Venerida; Veneridae
Product: D-beta-hydroxybutyrate dehydrogenase, mitochondrial-like
Exons: 6
Coding region: 45-1151 (368 amino acids)
Source: RefSeq, a predicted model, not a curated record